AUGAAGCCAGAGUUAAGGACCCGUUCCUCUCUGAAAGAGAUUCAAGGAAUACCAUUGUUAGAGCCAAUUGUGACAAACUGGGACAGAGUUGAGAAAUUCAAAGCAUUCCCAGAGGACUUGCUAAUUGCCACAUAUCCAAAAGCAGGAACCACAUGAACCCAGGAGAUAGUGGAUCUGAUCCUCAAUCACGGGGACUCAGAGCUGGCCAAACGUGCACCGACACAUGUUCGAAUGCCCUUUCUAGAGAUGACGAAUCCAACUCUCUCUGGGAUUACACAGUUGGAGAAGAUGGGACCACCCCGUGUCAUCAAGACUCAUCUUCCCAUCCAGCUUGUUCCUAAAACAUUCUGGGACGCAGGCUGUAAGAUCAUCUACGUGGCACGCAACACUAAGGACAACGUGGUGUCAUAUUUUCAUUUUGAUCGGAUAAAUUUAAUUCACCCUGAGCCCGGGCCAUGGCCACAGUAUCUGCACAAGUUCAUGAAAGGACAGUUGGGGUGGGGCUCCUGGUACGAGCAUGUGAAAGGCUACUGGAGGGAAAGAGAAAACAAACCAAUCCUCUACCUUUUCUUUGAGGACAUGAAGAAGGACCCUGCUACGGAGAUUCGUCGCAUAUCUGAAUUCCUGGGACAGAUCACAUCAGAUCAGCUGAUUGACAACAUCAUGCAAAUGACGACCUUUGCAGCCAUCGAGAACCCCAUGGCCAACUACUCUACAAUACCAGAGACCAUCUUCGAUCGUCAGUCAUCAGAGUUCUUAAGGAAGGGAGAAGUCGGUGACUGGAAGAACCAUUUUAGUUCACAGGAAAACAAAGCGUUUGAAGAACAUUACAACACAAUGAUGGCUGAUGUUGACAUUCCAUUUUGUUUCUCAGUUUAAUUAAGCAAUAAGCCCCAAGAGGCCGUGUUUUGCGCUGAUUUUAGAACAGAUAAGGGGAGUUGCCG
This is a messenger RNA of Hypomesus transpacificus, 944 nucleotides long. It is a transcript of the gene sult1st5, whose product is annotated as sulfotransferase family 1, cytosolic sulfotransferase 5. Lineage: Eukaryota; Metazoa; Chordata; Actinopteri; Osmeriformes; Osmeridae. Gene Ontology annotation, molecular function: sulfotransferase activity. The record is from RefSeq and is a predicted model, not a curated record. Gene Ontology annotation, biological process: sulfation. Gene Ontology annotation, cellular component: cytoplasm.